Messenger RNA from Trichoderma aggressivum f. europaeum, 1278 nucleotides. RefSeq names its product CAZyme family GH30. NCBI's taxonomy places the organism in Eukaryota, Fungi, Ascomycota, Sordariomycetes, Hypocreales, Hypocreaceae. Gene Ontology annotation, molecular function: glucosylceramidase activity. Gene Ontology annotation, biological process: sphingolipid metabolic process. The record is from RefSeq and is a predicted model, not a curated record. The transcript has 4 exons. Bases 1 to 1278 code for a protein of 425 amino acids.
AUGAUUGGAGGCGGCUGUUCUGGUGCUUUUGGUAUUGCUUGUCAACAGUUUGGGUCUUCUGGCUUGUCGCCCGAAAACCAACAAAAGGUCACUCAAAUUCUCUUUGACGAAAAUAUUGGAGGUCUGUCUAUUGUCCGAAACGACAUUGGAUCCUCUCCGGGAACCACCAUUUUGCCCACUUGUCCCGCCACUCCAGAGGGCAAGUUCAACUAUGUCUGGGAUGGUAGCGAUAACUGCCAAUUCAAUCUUACCAAAACGGCUCUCAAGUAUAACCCCAACCUUUAUGUUUACGCCGAUGCUUGGUCUGCUCCUGGGUGUAUGAAGACGGUUGGGACAGAGAACUUGGGUGGACAAAUAUGUGGUGUGCGUGGCACCAAUUGCAAACACGAUUGGCGCCAAGCAUAUGCCGAUUAUCUCGUUCAAUACGUCCGGUUCUACAAGGAAGAAGGUAUUGAUGUCUCUCUUCUGGGUGCCUGGAAUGAGCCUGACUUCAACCCUUUUACCUAUGAGAGUAUGCUCUCAGACGGAUACCAGGCUAAAGACUUCUUGGAAGUCUUAUAUCCUACACUCAAAAAAGCUUUCCCGAAAGUGGAUGUUAGCUGCUGUGAUGCAACCGGCGCAAGACAAGAAAGAAACAUUCUCUAUGAGCUUCAGCAAGCUGGCGGAGAGAAGUUUUUUGACAUUGCGACGUGGCACAACUACCAGAGUAACCCUGAGCGCCCAUUCAAUGCUGGCGGAAAGCCCAACAUUCAGACAGAAUGGGCUGAUGGGACCGGUCCGUGGAACAGCACUUGGGACUACAGCGGCCAGCUUGCUGAGGGCCUUCAAUGGGCGUUAUAUAUGCACAAUGCUUUUGUGAAUAGCGACACCUCGGGUUACACUCACUGGUGGUGCGCACAGAACACCAAUGGCGACAAUGCUCUCAUUCGGCUCGACCGCGACAACUACGAAGUAUCAUCUCGACUCUGGGCUUUUGCACAGUAUUUCCGAUUUGCUAGACCAGGCUCUGUACGCAUUGAUGCAACAAGCAACGUAGAAAAUGUCUAUGUGACCGCUUAUGUCAACAAGAAUGGUACUGUGGCAAUCCCCGUCAUUAAUGCGGCUCACUUCCCUUACGACUUGACUAUCGAUCUAGAGGGUAUCAAAAAGAGAAAAUUAAGCGAAUACUUGACCGAUAAUAGCCACAACGUUACUUUGCAGAGUCGGUACAAGAUUAGUGGCAGCAGCCUCAAGGUGACGGUUGAGCCAAGGGCUAUGAAGACGUUCUGGUUGGAGUAA